Molecule: messenger RNA, 1236 nt
Organism: Penicillium daleae
Lineage: Eukaryota; Fungi; Ascomycota; Eurotiomycetes; Eurotiales; Aspergillaceae
Exons: 4
Coding region: 1-1236 (411 amino acids)
Molecular function (GO): O-methyltransferase activity
Source: RefSeq, a predicted model, not a curated record
AUGACGGUGAUUACGCCUCUUUAUGCGUUGGUCAAUCGCCUCGGGCAGCCUGCAGUACAAGACGGCUCGAACCCGUCACCACAAACCCACUUCGAGCUCCUUCAGAUGAUCAACCAACUUAGGUUGGCCGUGGAAACACCGACUGAGACCGUGCUGCGUCUUAUCUAUCAACCUCCACAGAAUGCCGCCUUGCGCUGUGUGAUUGAUAUGGGAAUCUUCCCUGUGUUGAUAGAAAAACAUCAUCUAGAUAGGGGAGUGUCAGCGACUCGGUUAGCGGAGCACACUGGUGCUGAACGGGACUUGAUCGCUGGACCGAGCUCAUAUUUUUUGGCAGUCCGCUUGAUGCGUAUGAUGGCGUCCCUUGGGCUGUGUAGUACCCCAGCUCCGGGGGUUUAUCGAGCCAACGACAAAACUGUGGCGUUGACGCAGCCAAUUGGCCGAGAUGGUGUACCCUGCAUAUAUGAUCUCACAGUGCCCACCUUGAGUAAAUUAUCCGAGUAUCUGCGGGCUCAUGAGUACACCAACCCACAGGAGUAUGCCUGCUCGCCCAUGCAUUGGGCAGUAGGCCAGAGCCAAUUCGAGUGGCUGGCUAGCCACAAAGAUCAGCAGACUUUGUUCAAUUCAUACAUGGCCAGUCGCAGACAGGGUACGCCCAUGUGGUUUGACGUGUACCCCGUGGAGAGGUUGCUCGGUGGUGCGGUUCCCAAAGAGGAUACGGUCUUCCUGGUAGACAUUGGUGGCAAUCAAGGCCACGACCUAACCAGAUUCCACCAGCGACACCCCCAUCUCCCGGGAAGGCUGGUGCUGCAGGAUCUUCCCAAAGUGGUGAACGGAGUAUCGGGUCGAGAUGCAGGUAUUGAGGUGAUGGCGUAUAGCUUCCUGGAUCCUCAGCCCGUCCAUAGAGCUACAGCGUAUUACUUCCGUGCCAUCUUCCAUGACUGGCCUGAUCAUAUUUGUCGCCAGAUCUUGCGCAAUACCAUGUCUUCCAUGGCAGCUGACCAUUCGCGCAUUCUCAUCGUUGAUUUUGUCUUGCCGGACACGGAUACCCCUUUACUGCAGGCAUCUUUGGACAUUCAGAUGAUGAGCAUCGGUGCCGGAGUCGAGCGAUCAGAGAGUCAAUGGCGAGACUUGCUGCACAGUGUUGGUUUGGAAAUUAGCGGAAUUUGGAAUCAUAGUCCAGGCAUGGAGUCCGUGAUCGAGGCAGUUCCUAUGGCGGGAAAGAGAGAUGUUGUGUGA